CCCCAGGGUCCCUGCUGAGUAUGAAAGUUUCAGCUCCAGGGUAGGACAGCUCUCACACAUUCUGGAAGCUGUGUUUGAGGACAUUUUCAGACAGGCACCAGAGCGGAGAGCAUGGCUUCCUCGAAGGACCCCAGGAGCUUUAGAGCCAGCUGUGAGGAUUCUAGUGUGGAGGCGAGCUCUGGAAUACAGCCAGCCUGCGCACACAAGGCCAUCCCCAGAGCUCACAUCACUUUCGUCAUUGACUGUGCAACUGGGAAACGAGUCUCCCUGGCAGCACCCGCGGUGCCACCCCAAGCCUCAAGAACCAACCAGGGAUGUGUCACCCCACCCAUGAAGACCUUUGUUAUGUUCUGUGGGAAAACACCACUGCCUGGGACUCAGGACGUUUCCCUCGGUCUCGGACCCCUUGAUGGAGCCAAGGAUACCUUGCCACCUUAUGGAGGACUUGGGGCUCCAGAUUCCCUCCCUACCAGCCUACCCGGUCCCCAGAAUGAUCCUAAAGCCAAGACAGGCACUACUGAAAAGCGUUUGACUCGGGAGAAGGUCAAGCACUCACUGAGGGCUCUGGCCUGUCUCUGCGGGCAGGUGGAGUAGUUUGGUGGGAUCUGUCAGGGGUGGGGGCAGGGAGUGGCUGGGAAUUUGGGAGUCUUUGGGGCCUGAAGCCAAGGAGACAUUACUAGAUGCAGCAAAGGACUUAAGAGCCAGUUAGGCCUCUGUCCUUUUCCUUCUCCUGUGCCUCGCUCUCAGCUGGGGCCAGGCCUGAUACCAACGUGCUGCGGCCUGUCACGGUUUUCUCGAAGCUUGGAAGGGGAGAAGGGUUGAACAAGUGACCAAAUAAAUAAAAGUUGUGGGUUUUGAGCAGA
Molecule: messenger RNA, 863 nt
Organism: Rattus norvegicus (Norway rat)
Lineage: Eukaryota; Metazoa; Chordata; Mammalia; Rodentia; Muridae
Gene: Srarp
Product: steroid receptor associated and regulated protein
Exons: 2
Coding region: 112-594 (160 amino acids)
Source: RefSeq, marked inferred